Molecule: messenger RNA, 446 nt
Organism: Cladocopium goreaui
Lineage: Eukaryota; Dinophyceae; Suessiales; Symbiodiniaceae
Source: the annotation of a GenBank genome assembly
UUGCAUCUACUUCUUUGGUGGUGGUGCUCCCCACUCGGACGUGCACAACGCCUGUAGCGCCUUGUGCCUGGAGGGCUGGGAGGGCGACGACCCCAGGGCCACCUGGCAGGUCGUGGCAUCUCCGGGCUCCGUGGAGUCGGAUCAGAUGCCCAGCCCGGUGCAGGGGGUGAAGGGCACCGUGUUUCAGGAUGAAUUCGUGAUCUUCGGGGGUCGGAGGCAAGGGGGCCGAUGCACCAAUGAUGUCUGGUCCCUCGAUCUGGCAGGUGCAUCUUUCGCUGCCACUCCCACGCUGCCAUGGAGGCGCCUGGAGUGUGAUGGUGAAGCGCCCUCUCCUCGUGUGUGGCACUGUGCCUGCCAAGCAGUGCACGGCCAAUGGUUUAUUUAUGGGGGCAGUACCUGGCAAUUUGAGGAGCCUGCUGAGCCUCAUGAUUUUCGAACGCUUUUUG